AACGGCGUCGUUUAUCCUGUUCAUCACUCUCAUCUUCCUUACUCCAACCCUAAUCUCCCAAAAUUGUACUCUUUCAUUGGCUCCCAUCUUGCCGUCUUAUCCAGUUGGCAUCGACAGGCAGAAUGGAUAACUGAAAUGCUCCAGAACUCGCCGAAUUCAACAUUCGUCAUACAUGGACCACUGGGUAUUCGCCAAUUAUUCACUGCAAACCCAGCUAAUGUUCAUCACAUUCUCAAAAGCCAUUUCCCCUAUUACACCAAAGGUAGGGUUUUUCGAGGAAAUCUGCAUGAUUUUUUAGGUAAUGGAAUCUUUGGUGUUGAUGGGGAUACUUGGAAGUUCCAGAGACAGAUUUCAAGCCAUGAAUUCUAUACUAAAUCUCUCCGUAAAUUCAUUGAAACUGUUGUUGAUACUGAGAUUUUUAACCGUUUAAUCCCCAUACUCUCAGAUAAUAAAGAACGGGUAUUGGAUUUUCAAGAUAUUCUUCAAAGAUUUGCUUUUAAUAAUAUAUGUGAGAUUGCUUUUGGGUUUGAUCCGGAAUGCUUGGCGCCAUCUCUUCCACAAGCUGAGUUUGCAGAAGCCUUUGAAGCUGUGAAACUUAGCAGUGAACGCUUCAAGGUUCUUCCCAUAGUAUGGAAGACCAAGAGGCUUUUAACCAUUGGAUCAGGAAAAGAUCUCAACUUUUCAUUAUCCCAAAUCCGGAAAUUAGCAUCUACCAUCGUCAGAGAAAAGAAGCAGGAAUUUAUCAACAACCCAUCUUUAGAAUCUGCUGAUUUGCUCUCAAGAUUCUUGAUCUCUAACAUUUCAGAUAAAAUUGUCAUAGACAUUGUCAUUAGUUUCAUCCUUGCAGGCCGUGAAUGGUUUUUCUGGUUGAUUUCAAAAAACCCAGAUGUGGAAAACCAAAUUCUUAACGAGAUUAAGGGGAUACAACCCAAUCUUCCAGUUUUUGAUCAAGUAAAGAAUAUGGUUUACACUCAUGCCUCUCUUUGUGAAAGCAUGAGACUUUACCCACUAGUACCAAUGGAUACUAAAGUAGCAUAAGAAGGUGAUAUUAUGCCAGAUGGGACAAGGGUGAAGAAAGGGAUGGCAGUGACUUAUCAUCCAUAUGCAAUGGGGAGGAUGAAGGAGAUAUGGGGAGCAGAUUGGGCAGAGUUUAAACCAGAGAGAUGGUUGGAAAGAGAAGCAACAAGUGGAAAAUGGAGGUUUAUAGGGAAAGAUCCAUACAUGUAUCCUGUAUUUCAGGCAGGGCCAAGGGUUUGUUUAGGGAAAGAUAUGGCUUUCUUGCAAAUGAAGAGAGUGAUGGCUGUUGUUCUUUCAAGGUUCAAAGUGGUGCCUUCCAUGGUGGAUAGUGGGGAACCAGAGUUUUUGAUUCAUUUGACAGCAAAGAUGAUAGGUGGGUUUCCGGUUAGAAUUCAGGAGAGAUGGUCUAAUUUCUAGUUUACUAUUUUUUGGUUUAUUGUAAUUAGAUUGCCCAUGGUUUGACUAGAUUUGGCUAGGUAAGCUCAUUGUAUGUAUAGUUCAUGGUGUUGCUUAUUCUCAUGUUUGGAUUUAGUGGGUUGACUCUAAUAGUUUGAGAUUUAUAGCUAACUAGUAGUAGUAAUGUAGAACAAAACU
Molecule: messenger RNA, 1611 nt
Organism: Carica papaya (papaya)
Lineage: Eukaryota; Viridiplantae; Streptophyta; Magnoliopsida; Brassicales; Caricaceae
Source: RefSeq, a predicted model, not a curated record